GCCGGCGCUAGGCAAAGGGGAGGGCACCCAACUACUACAGUACCCAAGUCGUNCGCGCCGCCGCCGCCUCCCCCCAAAAUCGCCCAAAAUACCACCGAGCCAGACGCCACUACGCCAUAAAAGCAGCCUUCACUCUCGUCUCCUCCUCCGGCGCCGAUCCCCUCCCGAAUUCCGCCAUGGAUCCGGCGCCGAAGGCCCACCCCAUCCUCUCCUACGUGCUCUCCCGCCUCCCCACCCUCGCCAAGGCCCGCCCGGCCGGCGGCGGCGGCGACUUCGACAUCGAGCAGCCGCCCGUGCACACGCCGUCGCCGCGGACGCCCUCCACCGCGGGGGAGUUCGAGCUCGUGGAGCGUAUGCCGGGGCUGCGCCACCCGUCCGUGCUCCGCGCCAUGACCCGCGCCGUCGCCGACGUGUCGGCCGCGCGCUCCGCGCUCCAGGUCCUCGGCCCGCGGCCCGACCACGAGCUCGUCGACUCCUCCCGCGCGAUCGUCGCCGCGACCGACGCCGAGGCCGGGGGCUCGCGGCGGGUCCCCGAGGGGGACCUCGAGGCCUGCCGCGCCGUGGUGCGGCUCGAGGAGACGCACGACGCCUACGAGGCGCUGCUGCAGGAGGCCGAGGGGAGGCUCGAGGCGGUGUACCGGUCGGCGAUGGAGGGGAAGGACCUGGAGGAGCCCGACGGGAGGGACGAAUCGGCGGCGGCAGCCGCCGGGGAUGAUGCUGCGGUGCAGGAGGAGGUGAUCGCGGUGCUGAGGCAGGCCGAGGAGGGCAAGCCGGUGGAGAGCGUCCGCCUCGUGGACCGGCAGCUGCGCCACCUGCCGGAGGCGUUCGGGAGGAUCCAGGGGCUCCGCGUGCUCGAUGUCUCGCGCAAUCAGCUCGAGGUUAUUCCAGAUGCUAUAGGAGGACUUGAUCAUCUUGAAGAGCUUCGUCUUGCUUCCAAUGCCUUGAUUUCUCUUCCUGAUUCCAUUGGACUGCUAUUGAAUUUGAGGAUUCUGAAUGUGGGAAGCAACAGGCUAAGGUCAUUGCCAGAUAGCAUCUCAAAGUGCAGGUCAUUAAUUGAGCUUGAUGCGAGCUACAACGGGCUCGCUUAUCUGCCAACCAACAUUGGGUAUGAGCUGGUAAAUCUGCGGAAACUCUGGGUCCAUAUGAACAAGUUGCGGUCACUUCCAUCAUCUAUCUGCGAGAUGAGAUCAUUGUACCUCCUGGAUGCACAUUUCAAUGAACUAUGUGGUCUGCCAUCUGCCAUAGGGAAACUUUCAAGUCUUGAAAUUCUGAACCUGAGCAGCAACUUUAGUGACCUGAAGGAUCUCCCUGCUUCUUUCGGUGACCUGCUGAAUCUGCGCGAGCUUGACCUCAGCAACAACCAGAUCCAUGCUCUUCCCGACAAUUUUGGUCGGCUGGAUAAGCUAGAGAAGCUCAACCUGGAGCAAAAUCCCCUUUCUAUGCCGCCAAUGGAGAUCGUGAACAAAGGCGUGGACGCGGUGAAAGAAUACAUGUUGCAGAGGUGGCUUGACAUCUUGCUCGAGGAAGAACGGAAGAGCAUCGCAGCAGCGGAGAGCCCUCAAGCACCGACCACUCCUUCGGCCUGGCUGGCACGCAGCGUCUCCUGGGUCUCCGACGUUUCCGGAAGCCUUGUGGGGUACCUCAGUGGCGAGAACAAGACGGAGAAAGAUGCCUACCUGGAUCAGCAGUACUGAAAGCGCUCACCUGUGUGGUGUUUGUGCACCGUGUACAUACUAUAAGCGUUCCAUGCUUACCAUCUCAUCUGGGAAAAUCGUUUUGUGUUCCUGGUGAGUCGAGCCAUACACUCGUGCUAGGCUUGCAUCCCCCAAAGCAGGCUUUGGGGUUUAUUUUGCCCGUUUUAACUUCCGGACGUCCUUUUCAUAGCUUCACUUGUUACAGUAUUAUAUUACUUUGUCGAAUAAUAAUGUGGAGACAAAUAUGACCGGAGAGUGCGCUCAAGAAUAUCAAUGCUUUAGAGCUUUAGGCCUCAA
Molecule: messenger RNA, 1991 nt
Organism: Oryza sativa Japonica Group (Japanese rice)
Lineage: Eukaryota; Viridiplantae; Streptophyta; Magnoliopsida; Poales; Poaceae
Source: RefSeq, a predicted model, not a curated record